AUGGCCCCGGCGCUCUUCAAAGAGCUUUCCCGUGAGGAACGGCAAGCAGCACGUAAACGAGGCGCAGGACGCACUUUUGUCGACAGCAACCCCAUCACUUUUGCGCGCCGCAAAUCGCUCAAAGCUCCCCUGGCGCCUGUUGAUGUGAAUGAUCAUCUUGUGGCUAUCAGAGAUGUCAAGACUCCGCGCAAAGAGCGGCAGGCAGAGGUAUCGCGGUCGGAGAGGAAGCGCAAAUCAAAGAUGAUGAAUUUUGCGACACCCAAGACGGUGAAGAAGGCAAAGACUGUGGUAUCGUCUUCUACAAAGGUGAAUGCCUCGCAGGAGAUUCUAGGAGACUUGAAUACAGCGGCCGUGGCUCCUACUCUGCAACGAGCUGGAACAGAGCCAUUGAGCUCAAGUUUGCAUCAAUCUGAUCGACCAUCUCCGCCAGGUCCACCCUCACCUGCAUCGCCAGAUCAAGCAGAAGAGGAAGUAGCUUUAUCAAUCAAGAUCAAGACGCCUGCUCGCAAGCGAAAGCAUGAAGAGACUAUCAAGCAGCCCGUCAAGGUUAAAACGCCUGCUCGAAAGCAAACUCACGGACAUACUGGCAAACCGGCAGUCAAGCGGCCUCGAGGCCUUCUUCGAGAACUGGGACCUGGCGCCUCCCGUUUCAUUGUUGGCGCAAAGAACUAUGCGACGCCAGAAAAGAGUAGAGAGAACAAUGCGCCGAGACGAGCAAGCACACGAAUCAUACUAGCCGCUCAUCGUCCUGCUAUCCCUAUUCGUGUCAUCAAAGCUCCUGCCAAGUUGCCAUCCAAGAAAGUCAUCAAGUCUGUCAAGCCAAUCUCAGAUUUGGUCUUGUCAAUUUGUGUUUUGCGUGAAAUGGGAUUGACGUGGAAGUCUGUGGGCGAAGUGCUUGGGAUGACCGCGCAGAAGGCCAGCAAGACGUGGCGAGCUUUAACGAUUGACAUGGCUCACCGUGCAGCUCAAGAUGCGACACAGUAUGCAAAAGGUUCAGGGAAAGCAGUGAUCACUAAAGGAAUGUCUCUACGGCCAAUGACCAAUUGCGAUGCAUGUCGGCGAAAGACAAAGGCAAAGUGCGCCGGAAAGUGCAAUAAGCGUGGAUUACUGGUCAAUUCAUUUGUCAAAUCGCUCCUGCGCGAUGACGAAGCGUGUCAGGAAUCGAAUGUGGAAGACUCGCUGGACUUGCUGAGCGGUUGA
Molecule: messenger RNA, 1200 nt
Organism: Protomyces lactucae-debilis
Lineage: Eukaryota; Fungi; Ascomycota; Taphrinomycetes; Taphrinales; Protomycetaceae
Exons: 2
Coding region: 1-1200 (399 amino acids)
Source: RefSeq, a predicted model, not a curated record